AUGAAAGAUAAAUUAUCCUCAGAAGUAUCAAAUAUGAUCAGUAAUGUCAAACAUACAAAUAUAAAAAGAAAUUUAAAUCGAAGUGAAAAUAAUGACAUUAAUAAAGUGAUUAAGCAAGAUAUUUCAGAAAGAAGAUUUUUAAAUUUGAAGAAACAUUCAAACAAUAUGAAUAUAGUUAGUAAUAAUAUUAAUUCACAAUGUCAUAUUUUGAAACCAUAUUUGACACAAUCGGAAAAUAAAAAUUAUAGUAAAAAUAUUUAUAAAGAUAAAUCUCUAUCCUUUUCAAAUAUUUAUGAAAAUAAAAAUACUUUUACUCCAAUACCAGUUGGAUGUUCUACAAUGAUAAAUGAUAGUGAAUUAGAUAUGGAAAAAGAAAUGCACUUUAAAAAUAUAGAAAAUCAGCCAUUUAACAUAAGUGAAAGUUCAAAAAGUUUUCAAGGAGAAAUUAUAUUAAGCAACAAAUCAUCAUUGAAACAGAACAUAAUAGAGAAUAUAAUAACUGAAUAUUCUUUAAUGCAAGAAGUGUCAAAAAAUAAUUAUGAACCAGAUUCUUUAACACAAAUAUCGCAACAGGUGGAUAUAAAUUAUACACCUCAAACUUUACAAAAUAAUUCUAAGGUAAAAAGUGUUAAUAAAAGCACAUGUCUAGCUGAAGUAGAAAAUGUAAAUACAAACCAAACCUCCUUAAAUGUAAAUACAUCUGUUGAUCAGAUAAGUAUUAAUAAUAAACAUAGAAAUAAAUAUAAACAAAAAAGUUGUAAGGAGAAAAAAUAUAGAAAUUCUGAAAAUAAAGAAAAACACAUACAUGCAGGAAGCUUAAAGAUAACACAGGAAAGUAUAAAUACUGUUUGCACUUCAUUACAGAUGAAUACAUCAUUAAAUACUUCAACUAGAUUGCAAUAUAAUGGUAAUAAAAUUGAUGUUUUGAAAACUCAUAAUAGUAAAGACAAUAAUAUUGUAAAUAGUCCAAUCGCUUUGAACAAUUCAUCUUGUAAUAUGUCACAUAUUAACUCACAAAAAUCUCUAAUCAUUAAAGAAAGAACUCAUACUAAUGAAACAGACAUAGAUCAAAAUAUGAAUUCUGUAUCGCUUUCUGAGAAAAAAGGAUGUAAAAGAAAGUUGUUUCCUUUGCGUGAAUCUUCACAAUUACUAUCAUUUUCUCCUAUGCAAAAUGAAAAAUACUUAUCUCAUCCGAACUCAAUAUGUAAAAAAAGACAUAAAAAAAGGACGAUCAGAAUUAAUAAACCAGUUAAUAUAAAUGAUACAGAAUGUACUGAUCAAAAUGAAAAUAAAAAUUAUGACGAAAGAAAACAAAAAAGGACAAAAAAUAUUGUUGUUAAGAAAAUUGUUAAUAAGGACAUUUUAAGGAAAUUAGGAAAAAAUACAAAGGAUAUGAAUAACUUAGAAGCAACAAAUAUUUAUAUUUCUGGAAGAAAUUCAUUAGAUGACUUUCAACCUUUACAAAGACCAUCAGUUGUACAAUUUAAAAAAAAAAAACAAAUACAUAAGCUAAAUAUUGUUACAACUGGUUUAUCUAAUGAAGAUAAGGACAUGGUUAAAAAUAUUGUAAGAGCUCUUGAUUCAGCAAAGAUUGAAUCAAGUGUUACAAAAAAUACAACACAUGUUGUAACAACAGGUGUGCGUACAAUAAAUCUAUUGCAUGGUAUUAUACGAGGCUGUUGGGUAGUUAGCCUUGAGUGGGUUUUUAAAUCUUUAGAAAAUAAUGCAUGGUUAAAUCCUGAAAAGUAUGAAAUGGUGCAUUUUUCAGAAGCAAUUUUGGAAAACCGUAAGAAUAGGCAACUAUUUGGAAAAUCUUAUAUUCCAGAAUUGUUUACUGCUUGUGGAUAUAUAUAUGUUGAAAAAAGUACAAUGCCACCUUGUAAUGUAUUAAAAGACCUCAUAAAAGCUGCUGGUGGUUUUAUUACUGAAAAUCCAGAAACAGCAAGGGUUUUGAUUGGUGUUAACGGUUUAAAAGAAACUUGGGUCUUAGAUAGUAUCACAUCAGGUGAAUUACAACCACAUAAUCAAUAUCAACGAACCAAGAUAUUGACCCAUGUAUCAUGAUAUUCUUAAAAUAAUAUUUGAAAUCAAAAUCACAUUAUGUGUGAAAUAUAGUUAUGAUUAUAAGUAUGAUGAAAUUGU
This is a messenger RNA of Eufriesea mexicana, 2142 nucleotides long. RefSeq names its product Microcephalin (gene MCPH1). The coding region runs from base 1 to 2064 and encodes 687 amino acids. Lineage: Eukaryota; Metazoa; Arthropoda; Insecta; Hymenoptera; Apidae. Gene Ontology annotation, biological process: mitotic cell cycle. The transcript has 3 exons. The record is from RefSeq and is a predicted model, not a curated record.